Messenger RNA from Eptesicus fuscus (big brown bat), 1412 nucleotides. Its product is annotated as ADP-ribose glycohydrolase MACROD1-like. The coding region runs from base 237 to 1214 and encodes 325 amino acids. The transcript has a single exon. Gene Ontology annotation, biological process: DNA damage response; purine nucleoside metabolic process; peptidyl-glutamate ADP-deribosylation. Gene Ontology annotation, cellular component: nucleoplasm. The record is from RefSeq and is a predicted model, not a curated record. Lineage: Eukaryota; Metazoa; Chordata; Mammalia; Chiroptera; Vespertilionidae. Gene Ontology annotation, molecular function: ADP-ribosylglutamate-[protein] hydrolase activity.
UUUAAUUUAGCAGAGAUCACUUAAUGAAAUAAGUAUAUUUCCUCAGCAGAGAUUACAGAUGGAAAAGUUCCCAUUGCUUUGUAGAUGCCAGAAUGUGAGACAUUAGUGCAGUAAAAUCCAUUCUAUUAAAUGGUUAAUUAAAAUUAGAUCCUCUAGGAGCGUGUAGCUGCGGGCUGGCACGCGCCACCUGUACCGGAACUCCCAAAUGGGCGGGAGCCACUCCUGGCCGACGGCUCAUGUCUCUGCAGAGCCGAGUCCCUGGCCCCCUGGCACAGCUGUGUUUGGCGGGACAGCUGCUUGGCGCCCCACGCCCCUGGCCAGGCACCUCAGCCUGUGCCAAGCGGACCCGCAGCAGUGCGUGGGGUCCCCCGGCGUCCCCUGACGCCAACGGGCCCCGCACGCGGACCCCAGCGGGAGUUGGGGCUUGGGAGGCGCUGGCGGUGGGGCGGAGAGCUGGGGUGUGCACCUGGGCCCCCCUGGCCUUGGCGGCGAAGGUGGACCCGAACACCUGCACCAGCUGGAAGGAGGCAAAAUCCUUUCUGAAGGGCCUGAGUGACAAGCAGCGGGAGGAGCAUUACUUCUGCCGGGACUUCAUCAGGCUGAAGAAGAUCCCGACCUGGAAGGAGACGGCGGAAGGGUUGACCCCGAAGGUGGAGGAGCCCAAGUACAAAAAGGACGAGCAUCUCAAUGAGAAGAUCUCCCUGUUCCGAGGUGAUAUCACCAAGCUGGAGGUGGACGCCAUCGUCAACGCCGCCAACAACUCCCUGCUGGGAGGAGGCGGUGUGGACGGCUGCAUUCACCGGGCCGCCGGGCCGCUCCUCACCGCGGAGUGCCGGACCCUGCAGCACUGCGAGACUGGGAAGGCCAAGAUCACCGGUGGCUAUCGGCUGCCCGCUAAGUAUGUCAUCCACACGGUGGGGCCCAUCGUCCGCGGAGCGCCCAGCGCCAGCCAGGCGGCCGAGCUCCGCAGCUGCUACCUGAGCAGCCUGGCCUUGCUGCUGGAGCACCAGCUCCGCUCCGCCGCAUUCCCCUGCGUCUCCACCGGAGUGUUCGGCUACCCCAGCGAGGCAGCCGCAGAGGCAGUGCUGGGCGCGCUGCGCGAGUGGCUGGAGCAGCACAAGGACAAGGUGGACCGGCUGAUCAUCUGUGUGUUUCUGGAGAAGGACGAAAACAUCUACCUGCAGCGGCUCCCCCACUACUUCCCAGUGGCCUGACCAGGUCUGAGUUUGCACACCCUGACCAGGGCGGAGUCGCCUGGGCCUGCUGGACCUUGUCCCCAGAUCUAAGAGGUUGCUGAAGCCUGCACCUGGGCCUGGCCACCCCAUCCUGUCCCCCAGCCCCUGCCCCUCAGCAGCCUCCUAAUGAAGACCACCCUUGUUGCAAUAAAUAAAUAAAUAAAUAAAUAUCCUCUC